Messenger RNA from Symbiodinium necroappetens, 656 nucleotides. The record is from the annotation of a GenBank genome assembly. Lineage: Eukaryota; Dinophyceae; Suessiales; Symbiodiniaceae.
GACACCGCCGACACCAUCGAGCGCUGGUACAAGGUACAGCAGAUGUGGACUUCAUUGGAGAGCGUCUUUACAGGCGGAGACAUUGCGAAGCAGAUGCCCAUGGAGGCAAAGAAGUUCGGACAGAUCGACAAGGAUUGGCUGAAGAUCAUGCACAAGUCGGCCGAGACAAUGAAUGUGGUGGAUUGCUGCCAGAACGAGCUGCUACGCCAGAUGAUGCCAGUGCUUCUGGCUGGAUUGGAGACGUGUCAAAAGUCAUUGGAGAGCUACUUGGAAGGAAAGCGGCAGAAGUUUCCACGCUUCUUCUUCACUUCAGAUCCGGUCCUCCUGAAGAUUCUGUCGCAAGGAAGCGACCCGGAGACCAUCCAGGAUUGCUCGAUAUUGUCGAGUGUGUUGACGACUUUGAGAAGCUCUUCGACGCAAUCAGCCGCGUCACGUUUGACAAGAUCGACCGCCGCAAGAUCAAGGAGAUCAAGAGUGUUGCUGGAAGCUCGGAUGAGCGAGUCAUACUGCAGGCACCUGUGAUGGCACAGGGAAAUAUCGAGGAAUGGCUGCAAAACCUCGAAGCGGAGAUGCAGCGAAGCGUGCGUCGGGAAUGCAGGCUGGCAGCUGGAGAGUGUGGGAGUGUGAUUUCGUCCAUUCCAGUGCAAAGCUUCGCG